AUGAACAACACAACAACAUCAUCAUCAUGUGUAGUUUUAAGUUGGUCAUCAAGUACAGUUGAUGCUCGUACAGCAACAUUAUACAUCUGUUCAAUAGCUGUUGUUAUUCAUGCAUUAUUUUGGAUUCAAUUUUCUUUAUGUUCAUCAGUACGACAAAAAGGAAUGAUGUGGAUUUAUGCAUAUUUAUUAACAGAUCUUUUUCUUCUUUUUCGAUUUUUUUUAUUUUAUUUUCAACGAAUAGCUGAAGUUUGUAUUCCAACAGUUGCAAGAAUUUAUUUAUGUUAUUUUGAAGCAACAUCAAAAAUUUAUACAAAUACAAUUCAAAGUUAUAUUUUAUUAGCAUUGAAUGUUUGUCGAUAUAUUCAAAUUGUUUUUAAUCGAAAUGUUUAUUUGAAACAUAUUUAUAUAAUAAUUCUUGUUCAUUUAUUAAUGUAUACAUUACCAAUAGUUAAUAUUGCUUUUCAAUUUCUUGUAAAUUGGACCCAAUUAUGGAAACAAUUAGGUGGAACAUGUGAUAUUCGAUAUACAUCAAUCUAUGUUCAAGUAUAUAAUUUAAUUCUUAUUUAUAUCAUACCUGUUUGUCUUAAUAUUCUAUUUCUUUCACUCUGUAUUCGUUUUAUGAAUCAAACCAAAUCAAUUCAAAAUCAACAAAUUGUAAAUAAUCGAAGAAAAUUUUAUCGUAAACUUUUAAUUCAAUCAAUAACAUUUUAUACAAUUUGGUUUCUUUUAUGGAGUCCAUUUGUUAUUUCAUUUCAAUUUAUUAAUGUUAAUACAGUUGCAGGUAUUGCUACAUCUUCACUUAAUUAUAUACAAGUUGCUAUUGAUCCAGCUAUUGUUGCCAUUAUUGAUGUACGCUUUACAAAAGCAUGGAAAGCAGCAUGGAGAAAAAUUAAAAACUAUAGACAAGCAAAAAUUCAUCCACCAAUUACAACAGUUAUCGUUAGAAAACGAUAA
Adineta steineri is the source of this 954-nucleotide messenger RNA. The record is from the annotation of a GenBank genome assembly. NCBI's taxonomy places the organism in Eukaryota, Metazoa, Rotifera, Eurotatoria, Adinetida, Adinetidae.